AUGUUGAAACCACAAGGGUAUGUUGCGCUACCAAAAGUUCUGAAACUGGAUCCAGAGCACUAUGGACAUUGGAAAGUGUCAGUCAAACAGGUUAUUCAAAGCAUUGACAUGGAAGCCUGGUUUGCUGUUGAAGAUGGCUGGACUCAACCGAUGGUUAAAGAUGACAAUGGUGUGUUGAUGGCCAAACCUCGGAAACAAUGCACUGCGGAAGAGAAGGCUGAGUUUAACAGUGUCCAAUUAUGUGUGUUUGUGAAAGAAGCUUGGGAUAUUCUCCAAGUUACCUUCGAAGGAACUAGCAAUGUGAAGCGGACAUGCCUGGACAAUCUGGCCUCAAAUUUCGAAAUUCUGUCCAUGGAAGAGGGUGAAACCAUUGCUGGUUGUAGCAGUCAUUUAAGUUCUAUCUCACAGGAGGCGGUAGUCAUGGGUAAGCAUUAUAAAGAUAAGAAGUUGGUGAAGAAGUUCCUCAGGAGUUUACCAGAUAAGUUUCAACCACACAGAUCUACUAUUGAUGUCUCUUUAAACUUGGAUGAACUGAAGUUCAGUCAAGUCGUUGGAAUGAUGCAAUCGUUUGACAUGCAGCUGAAGAAGAAGGAACAACGUGCUGAACGAUCAUUUGCUCUGAAGGAUGUUGAAACACAGAAGAAUACUGAGGCACAUGAUAUUGCAGAUGAAGAAAAGGUUGGGUUACUAGUGAGGAAGUUUUUUCAGAAGAUGGAGCGUAGUCAGCGCAGAGGAUCUUCAUCUACGAUUAGAGCUGAUUCAGAAAAGGACUUUAAGAGGGGUGAAAAGCAAGAAUGUCAAUGCAUGGAGUGUGAAGAAUACAUACAUCUCAGGGUGGAGUGUCCUAACAACAAGCGCAAAGGAUCAAUGCAGUGUUAUGGGUGCAAAGGAUAUGGACACACCAAGGCUGAAUGUCCUACCAAAGAGAGUAGAUCCAAAUCGUUUGUUGUCUGGAGUGAUAGUGAAUCUGGCGAUGAUGAGCAAGAUGGUGAAGUGCUCAAUAACUAUGUGGCCUUAUUGGGAGUCAUUGAGGAAGAUGAAGUGGUAGAGCAGGCUGUGAAAGUUCAACCAGCUGUUGUAUCAGACUCAGAAGAUGACAAAGCAGAAGUGUCAGCUGAAGAACAAGUUACCCUGCUCAUUUCAAUUAUGGUUCAGAAAAAACAGGAAUAUGAUAAACUGGUAGCUGAAAAAGAGGCUUUGACUUCAAAACUCACAUUGUUAUCCACCGAAAUCGAGGAAGAAAAGUCUCAGAGACUUGAGAAGCAACUGGAUGAGCAGCUGAAAAACAUCAAAAUAUUGAGCAAAGGAACAAAGGAUCUUGACACCAUUCUAAGUAGUGGGAGAGUGGGCAAUAUGAAGUGGGGACUCGGUUAUCAAGGUAAUGAUGCCUCAACAUCCACUAAGUUUGUCAAGGGCCUGAGCUCAGUGAACAAAGAUGUUGCACCUACCGAACCAAAGGCACAAGUAACCGUACCAUCUAAGGAUAAUCAUCAGCAGACAAGAGCUCAGCAGGCAUAUGGACCAGUCUUCAGUGUUCUUCGAAGUCGAAGGAAUGGGUGUUGGUAUUGUGGAAAUCUCAGUCACUUUAAGGCACAGUGUUAUGGGUACAACAAUCGCAUGUCAAGGGUUACCCAACAAGAGCCGCUGUAUGUCAAGAAGAGUGAUAUUUACUGUAAUGUAGCUCAUCCUGAGGAUAAAUUUGGGUCUGAACAGAAGAAGUGGUAUUUUGAUAGUGGUUGUUCCAGACAUAUGAUUUGGGCUCACACCAAUUUGUCAGAGUUUGAGAAUGUAGCUACUGGGCGUGUUACCUUUGGAGAUGGAGCAAAAGGAGUAAUCAAAGGUAAAGGUGUUACUGGUGGAAAUACCCAACCCAAUCUCAAAGAUGUGUUUCUUAUUGAUGGUCUGAAGGCGAACCUCAUCAGUGUCAGUCAGCUGUGUGAUGAAGGUUUGGAUGUUAUUUUUACUAAGUGGGACUGCCAAGCUGUUGAACAACAAGGGUCUGUGAAACUCGAAGGCAAGCGAUCUGUAUGCAACAAAGGGAAACAGGUAAAAGUGUCACACAAAGCUGUUCCUGAUGUUCGCACUAGACAUGUCCUAGAACUAGUUCACAUGGAUUUCAUGAAUCCAAUUCGUGUUCACAUUGGAGGUGGUGCCGGUGGUGCAGUUGGAGGUGGUGCCGGUGGUGUAGUUGGAGGAGGUGCUACAGGUAGUGUUGGUGGCGCUGUUGGAGGUGGGGUUGGUGCCGGUGGCGCUGUUGNGCAAAGGAACAAAGGAUCUUGA
Messenger RNA from Camelina sativa (false flax), 2280 nucleotides. The record is from RefSeq and is a predicted model, not a curated record. Lineage: Eukaryota; Viridiplantae; Streptophyta; Magnoliopsida; Brassicales; Brassicaceae.